Molecule: messenger RNA, 8775 nt
Organism: Physeter macrocephalus (sperm whale)
Lineage: Eukaryota; Metazoa; Chordata; Mammalia; Artiodactyla; Physeteridae
Gene: ICE1
Product: interactor of little elongation complex ELL subunit 1
Exons: 19
Coding region: 206-6823 (2205 amino acids)
Source: RefSeq, a predicted model, not a curated record
AGGCAGGAAGGCAGUAGUGAGGGUUCCCAGUUCCAGCAAGGGGAGGUGCGCUGUGUGCGUGGGUGCAGUUGCAGAGGGAGAAUACGCCGGAGGGUAAGCUGGUGCCUCCUCCACGAAGGGACUCUGGAAAAAACACUCAUUUGGGAAACCUUAAAUAAAAAGGAAGUUACUCUUAAGACCAGUUGUCUGGGAUCGGAAACCAGAAAUGGAAAGUCACCAGGACCGCAAGGGCCUCCUUUCCCCUUUCUCUGCCAAGACGUCGGGAACCACGGGAGGCUUCCGAGCAAGGUACCGAUGGCAGCGAGCUGUGAUUAUCAAAAAGAGAUUCUGGUGGCUGUGGGUAUUGGAAUGCAGAUGGGAAAAACUUCGGUUCAAACAAGAAGAUCGGGACCUGAAUGUAUCCAGGAACUGCGGUCAGAAUUUAAAUGAAUAUGUUGAAGCAUUAAUUACCCUGAAGCAAAAAAUUAUCAAUACAGAUAAUUUGUUGACAGAAUAUCAGAAGAAAUGUGAUGAGCUGCAGUUUGCAAGAAGAGAGAAUAUUACUCUGCAUCACCAAGUGGAACAGAUGCUUCAAAAAAUUUCUCCUCUGCAGAAGUGUCAGGAAGAACUGGGAUCUUUAAAAGCAGAGUUAGAAGAGAAAAAGAGUUCUCUGAAGUUGUAUCAGGAUACUCAUCAGGAAUAUGCUCGUGUGAAAGAAGAAUGCUUGAAAACUGAUGCUCAGAAGAAGAAACUAGAAGCCAAGGUGAAGAAGCUGGAAGAGGCUGCUGUCAAGCAAACUCAGGACUUCAAGCAACUAAGGAAUGAAAAGAAGAUACUUGAAAAGGAAUUUAGGAAGACACAGGAAAAGCUUGAUGAAUUUUCUAAACAGAAAAAUGAAAAGGAGUUGAGACAUAUUGGAACACAAAUUUCAAGUGAUUCUUAUGGAAGCAUCGAUAAAAGAAAAGUAAAACUGCUUCUGAAGGAACUCUGGCUCUGUAUAAACACAACACACAGACUACCUGGUGAAGGCAGCAGAUGUGUCCCAGAAAAACCUGCCGAAGAAAACCCCAGAUCCUCAGAGUCCAGGGAAGAUGGUGUGCCCCGUCCAGCAGGGGGCAGCCCUCUCAGGACCUCGGCCGUGCAGACGUGCCUGGCAGAGCUGUCCAUGGAGAUAGAGGGUGACUUCUCUGCGUGUGAGGACGCGGGGAGAGAGAGGCCGGGUGGAGCAGCUUGCCGUGACGAUGGUGUCUUUAAAGAGGACCGGAAUCCUGAGGCUGUAACGCAGAAGAAUGAGGAUGAGCGUGCUGACGUUUCUGAUCAUGACCAUUCUUUUGACGAAGAUCUUCAGGCUGCCGUCGACUUCUUCAAGCUGCCCCCUCCUCUUCUGUCCCCGGUGCCCUCACCCCCUCUGCUGUCGUCCCCACACCUGGGUGCAUUUCCCUCCUCACUCUCACCUGAAAUCUACUUUGGAGAGUGUACAGAUUCCAGUGAUCAUGACUCGGCCCAACGUAGGAAUUCUGAGCCUGUUUCAGAAGAUGAUACACCUGAAUUGCUGGAUUGUUUUAGCUCGUCUGGAAAAAGUAAAGGAACUGGGACAUGGGAGGAAAAGCUGCAACCGCACGAAGCCACCCAAGCUCUAAAUACAUUGGAAGUCAGUGAGGUGACAGCGGUUGGGUUUGGGACAUUUACAGCAAACCUGAGAGAACCUGCAGCCACGUUCCCCUCCGCUCAUGAGAAACACUGGACGCUGUCAUCUGAGUUCGUGAGCAAGGGAGAAGAAGGCGUUUUGGAUGAGGCAGGAAGACAAAGAGAGGUUCGGGAGAUGGAUGGGUCAGUGCAGACGGAGAAGACACGUCCUAAACCCACGGGCAGCGGGCGUGUUGAGAAGCUGUCGAGCAGCCUGGCUCUAGAGGAGGGCAUGGCCCUCGGGACGUCAGACUCGUGUCAUCCUCCCCUGGGCCCGUGGCCAUCGAAUGAGCCCAGCACGCCUGAAGGAAAAACCCUGGUGUCCAGAGUGAUAGGAUCCCCCAAAUUAGAGGCGGCCAAGUGGACACUGACUGGUGGAGUCACUUCGGCAUCAGGUCGUCUGUCCACUUCUGGUCAUUUUCAGGCACUGUCUGGAGAAAUGGAGAAAGAAAGAGAAGCGGCGCGAGGGCUCCUUUCGGGAGACCCCUCUGCCCCAGGGGCAGCAGGGGCGGCGCUGGUUGCUGCAGCGCUCAGUCUGCGCGAGGCGUUGUCUUCCCCCGUGGCCUCGGGAGCCUCAUCUCUCUGCGGUCACCCCCGGUCUCCCUCUGGGUUGGAGGAUGACGCUGAGACAUCUGUUCCUACUGAAGUAGGCCCUCCCGAACUGCAUCGUUUGGAGCAGGCAUCACAAGCUGCCACGUUCACCAUGGUAGAUGUACAUUCUGAGCCCCCGGAGUGUUCCGUAGGAGAAGGCCAACUGGAGAACAGCUUACGUGCUCUGAGCCCAGUGUCGGGGGCUUCUGAUUCUCACGGUCAGAGGGGCAGCGAGGUGGGGUGUACGACCCUGGUGAGGGGCAUGAACGAUAUCUGCUCGCUCCUGCAGUCGGGAUUCUUGGGAGCCGCCCAGGGCGGGCUGGGUGAGAGGCAAGGUCCGAGGGUCGAGCUCACGCCGAGUCGGUCAGAUUUCACGUCGGCGGCAGGGCCUCAGUCUGGCUUGAUCAGGAGUGGCUUUGGCUUUGGUAAAAGCACUUCGUGGCACCACAGUGAUCUGUUACGGCGAAGGGGCGAAGAAAGGCUGGGACCUCAACCUGAACGUGAACAGGAGGCGGCGGCGUCCUCAGAAAGUAGAGGAUCAGCGUCCAAGCCCGAAGGUGCUGGAGAGGAUAACAGUCCUGCGGGGUUCAGGGCACCUGCGUCCUUGUUGCCUAACCAGGUGUCCGUUAUCACCAAGCAGGCACGGCCUGAAGCCAUGCAGGACGCACGAUGGCAACCCUCGAGACUGUCUAGGAGGGAGCCCCCCUUAGUGACAGACGUUGAUAAUGGGGCUGGUCGGACGCCAUCUGGAGCAAGAUGUGGGGAGAGAGCGCACACAGCACCGAGAAGCAGGGAGGCGGCUGCUACAGAGAGCGCUGCCCCGGGACUUUCCUCCCCCUGGAGAAAAUCAGACUUUGAUUCUCCAGGGGGUUCUUUACCAGUAGAAAGUUCCCAUUAUCCCACAGGUAGUACAUUAUCUUUCUCUUCUGACAGCAUCCUGGUCGCAAACCAAGACGUUGUGACGGAAGCCGCAGUGCAGGAAGAGGUGCAGAAGCAGAGCCUGUGUCUUCCCGCCACAAACGUGGACACGUCCGGGCUGGAUGUGGAAGAACUUCCCGGCAGGGAGGUGACGCCGUCAAGAGGUUUUCCUGUUGGAGACACAGUCAGAGCCUCUGGGGAGGCCCUGGCCGUUACAGAGGACCCGUCUGUUGUACAGCACGGCCCAAAAGAGUGUCCGCAGCUGCUGUCUCACACUCCUGGGGGUGCUUCUCCUGAAGCUCUAGACACCACGGAGACUGCCUUUUCACCAGUGUUGGGCAGCAGAGAUGAGGAGAAACAUGCUGUCCCGCGGAGCAGCCUCCCUGGUGCCCUGUACUGCUACACGGGCAUCCGUGAGGCAGGUGGAGGCGACACGGAGGUAGAAGAGGGUGACGCGCCGAGCUGCAGCGAGGGAGAGAACGAUCCCGAAGCCGGGCUGGAGGACGGCCUGCAGAGUGCUGGCGGGGCCUCCGGAAGAGGCGUGGGGGCUGCCAGCGCCGGUGCGGCCGAGACCAGACCUUCCGUCGAGGUGGGGCGCCUGACCUCGGCUCUGCGGGACUGUAGCCUCAGCGCGCUCUCCGAGACAGACGGACUUUCCACGUCCGAGGUCGUGAUGUUUCUUGAAAGUUGUCAGUUAAGAGAUUAUAGUUCAGGGGACUCUGUUUCAGACUGUUCUAGCAAAGGAACCCUAAAUAAAGGGAUGAACAAGGAAUCCAAGCAAAGUGAACCCUCAGGAGAAAAGUGCAGAAAGCAGCUGUGUGAAGAGGAAACACUAGAAACCUCUGAGGAGUGCGUCGGCUCCUCGGAGGAAGAGGACUGCCCGUUAAGGAGCAUGGGGCAGCUUGCACAGUGCUCCUUGGAGACGCUGCCCGGGGUGCUCACCAGGAUCCGCCAGGAGCUGCAGGCCGGCCGGGAGGACGCUGCUGGGAAGGAUGCUGGUGAGUCACAGCUCUUAAGUGCACCUGACAGCGUGACGGCGGAGCGUGAGGAAGAGCAAGUUCUGCCUCUGGAAGCAGCCGGCUCCUCUUCACCCACGCCGACGGCCGGCGCGGACGCUCGGGGCCGUCCUCCCAGUAGCGGGGGCCCUGACCGUGGGAACACGCAGGGCAGAGCUGAGGGUCACGGGGACGCGAGCAGGCCGGUGGAUGCUAAGGAAGAGGUCUCGUCAGAGCCCCCGGAGCCCUCGCCCCUGUGCGCUGCCCCGGGAGUGGGUUCGGGGGAAGUGGCGUUUCAGUGUCAGAUCUCUACAGUGACCUCCGAGGUUAUAAACGUGCUGGUAAAUAAGGAUCAGAAUCUAGUCAUUGAGAAAGGGGACAACUGGACCAUCAUCAACGGGGUAGCUCUCAUGCCAGACGUGGACCAGGUUAUCCUGUGUGACGCCCCUGAAGACGCCCCUGUUUCCCCGGAUCCAGAAGGGCUGGCAGCUGGUUUCAUUCCACUUCCUUCCGUGGAGAAGUCCCCAGAGACGGGUCACCCUGGCCCUCCUUCUCAGGAGCCCCAGUGUGGCAGUAGUGUGGCCGGAACCCAGAGCGAUAUUUCAAGCAGCGGUCAGAGUACUAACUUUGAUAAAAGCCGUUUGCGGAAUAGACCCGUUAAACCCAGCGUGAGGAUUAGCUCUGAGAUUUACGAUCAGAACUUUGAGACUCAGACUGUUCCUUCUGAUCACACUUAUUAUAAUUCGAAACUAGAGCCACUGAGCAAAAAUAAGAAUCGAUCAAAGAUUUCAAACAGAGAUCAAACAAACAAACCCGUAAAGCUGUUAGCGUCGAGCAGAGCGGAGACUACUCAGAGUGAAGUUUCUCCGUCAUUUUCCGGAGAAAGAGGGAACGGAAAAACUCAGAGAAGUCAAACGCAGACCAUCCUAGCCAGCGCCGACACGUCCACUCCUGCAGACUGCUGUGCGGACACGCUGAGUAAGAUCCGGCAGGAGGUGGGCCCCCCCCUGCCCCCGCUGCUGGCUCCUCUGAUAGCCACGCCUCCGAGGACUUCACAGCCAGCCUCUCCGCCGACGUCAAGUUCCAGCCCCUCCUCACCCGUCUCUCCCGGCGGCCCUGUCUCUCCACCAUGUGCGAUCCCGGUGUCGCCUAUGGUGUCCCCCUUGCUGGAGGAGCCGGGGCACUCCUCUCCUCCACACGCGUCCCCGUCCCCGUCCACCGCCCCGGCCAGUGACAGGGUCUUGUCAUCUCCUUUGCAGUUUUGUGCUGCGACCCCAAAGCACGCCGUCCCCGUGCCCGGCCGCCUGCCCCCGUUUGCCUCUGCCCAUCCGGCGGUGGCAGCGCCCCAGGAGAAUUCCGUGAAGAUCCUGGACACCAUGUACCCAGAGCUGUCCGCCAGGGCCCGCACCCUCAGCAUCCUCAAAGGGAACAUCCAGCUCACGCGAGGCCCGCCGGCCGACUCCAAGAACCUACCGGGGCCCGCCAGCGCCAUCAGGGGCUUCAAAGCCAUCACUUCAAGCUCAACCGCCUUUGUGAAAGCAGGGGGCAGCUCUGGUGGUGACUGCAAGCAGGAUAAGUCGAGAGAUCUGGGGCCUCCGCAGGAUUCAGGUGGGAAAAGGGCACUGUCAGCGGCUACACCGAGGAGCGCCAAGAGGUUGCGCCUGGACAGCGGGUCCCCGGAGCCAGAGCCCCCCUCAGAGGGCGUCAGCAGGAGCCCCCAAAGGAACCCCUCCCAGGCUGCAGCUGUGAGGACAGAGGAGGAGGGGCGUCGUCUUCCGGCCGUCGGUACAGUCUCACAGUCACCCCUGAGCGCCAAGGAAACCGUGGAGUCCUACGACGGAGCCGUAGCGGAGGCCCUGAAGAAGAUCGCAGAGUCGUCCUUUGACCUGUUACCUGUCAUUCGUAGUCAUGUGUAUGUGGGAAACAUCUCCAAAAAGCCUGUGAUGCGAGAUCAAGAGAAGGAAGUUGUUUAUGAAUUUAGCACAACAAAAAAGCCUUUAGCAGAGUGCUUGCUUCGCUCUAUUCUCUCAGAACUGAAAAUUCAGAAGAUGUCUGUGGAGCACAAUUACAUCCACGCCCUCUGCAGAGUGUAUGUGGGUAUUUGUCGGCAGCUGGGAGACUUGGAAAGAGCUCGCUUGUUUUGCUACAGCCUACUUAAGGAAGAUUUUCCAGAGUCUGAAAAAUUGACUUUGUUCAUUGCAAACAUGUGGCAUGAUAUAUUUAUCUCUCAAUCGGUGAUUAACAAGGCAAUGCAGUUGGUAGCCAGGCAACGCGCUAAAGGAGAAGUUUUGAACUGUUUGCGAGCUUUCCUCAAUUGGGAGAAGAAUGCUCCUGCAGAUGUUGGCUUCAUGGUUUCUAAGCUGCUUUUGACCAUACAGUUAUGUCCAAAAACAGAAUUUCAGUCCAGUGAAAGAUUUGGUGAAGACCUAAGUGAUAACACUUGGGAGUACGUAUGUGCCAUCGAUCUGCUCUGCUGCCAUCAGAAGUGGAUUUGGACACAUGACAACAUUAUAAGUAAGGAGCUGUGGCCUGUAAUGGAUAAGUGGAUAAAAUACAGAAAAGGACAUGCAAACAUUGCAUACACUCCUGAUAUUAUCAUAGCGUCAAUACUGAGGCUCAUUGAGAUGAGGCUGAUGGGACUGGGUCACAUCUAAGCCUGUGGGCUGUUUGUACUAUUGAGAGAGAACAUGGACACAGAACAGUGAGCAUGCAGGAUAGUGUUGUCAUAAGAGCACAGGAAGAGGACUUGGGUAAGAUGGCAUCCAAGGUAUGUCCCAGAAUCCUCCUCCUGUGUAACAGCAGGGGCAAAAGGACAUGAGGCCUGGCCGUGAGGGAGGCGCAGAGGCUUCCGCUUUGAAGCAAGCUGGUUUCCACAGGACCGUUGGAAUCAAGGAGGGUCCGGAUGGGUGGGGACUAGGCGAGGGGUCUUGUCCUGUUUAGUCCCCUAGUGAGACCCCCAAAGAGGUUUUGUCACUCCAGGUUUUCUGUGUCAAUUAUUGUACUAGAAAUUAAAACUAGGAGUUUAAAAACAUGUUUACUAUUCACUUAAAAUUAAUAGUAAUAAACUAAUGUUAAUAUAAAUGAUAUUUUAAAUGAAAAAUAACUAUUUCCAAAACAAACAAAAAUAAGAGUGAGCAGAAUGGAACAUUAUCUUGCUGCAAACCUCUUCACUGUCUAGAUUCAUAGAAGAGCUGGUUUCCCAUAGCUGCUCUGCAUUCAGUCUCUGGUUGUAUGUUGUUUUGGUUGAAGCAUUUGGAGAAUGUCCAGCCUCAUACAGAUGUGUAGUUGAUUAAAGGAGUAUUUUAAUAGCCCAUUCAAGUAAUUGUGGAUAUUCUUCUUUGACACUGCAGUGGAACUCAACAAGUGAUGAUUUCUUAAAGGCUAGUUGCAGUGUGAAAUCUGAAACCUCAUCAGUGAACUUUGCUUCUCUGUUGCACCAGAGUCCCUUGGUCCACCUGACUUGUUGAAGGGAUCUUUUGCCCAUUCAUGAUUUUGUAACAUGUCCUGCUCACUUGGAAAAUACUGAUUUAUACAGAUCUUCCAAAUGUCAACAAUAUCAAGAAAACAGACAUUAAUAUCAUCACUGAUCUCAUCAGAGAAAUCUGAAGUAUUUGAAGCUGUCAAACUUAGGGUAGGUGAUGGAAGUUUUUCCAAAAUUCUAAUUUUGCUUAAGAGCUCAAAUUUUAUCAUUGACAACAAUGAUAAAUUUCCUUGCAGUGACAGGUUCACUUUACUCAUUUUUGAGAAAAUGUCUGUCUCGGUCUAAAUAGCCAUAGUUUGUCAGUGGUUCUUUCAGUGAAAAGUGGGUGGAGAAAGCACCCAGUUCCCCUCCCAGCUGAAGCAUCUGCACAGGUGCUUUUCCUGGAGAGAGUCGGGGUGCCGAGGUGCCAGGGGUGUGCUUCACAUGCCCUUCCUGUCCCAUCCGCGGAAGCUCGCAGAGCCAUGUGCUUAGGGGUCUAAAUUUCAUAAGAAUCAUUGUUCCCGUUUCAUGAAGGACAUUCUGAGUGAGUUAGCUUUUCCAACUGUGAGCUCCUGCCUGGCCAUGGAGAGUGACCCCCAUGUCACUGCCCUGACUGGUGCUGAGGGUCCACUAGUUUGAUCGCCACUGCCUUUGCACUGUCAGGCCACAUCUCAGCACUGGAAGGAAAGCACAUCACUUCUUGGUGUCGUUGGCAAAGCGAAGUUUUGACCUUGAGGACCCCGGGGGUUUAGUAGAGCACACUUGGGAGCUGCUGCUCUACGUGAGAACGGAGGUUGUGUUAGACAACUACAUUGUAACAGCAAACUGUGUCUUAUAUUUAGUUCGUUAACCCAUAGAAGUUGGUCAUUUCACACUGAGCCUGCUAAAACCAUUCAUUCUGCUAAACUCCAUUUAUUAUAUGAUAACUGGGAAAGCAACACAUUGUGUAUCUGUGUAUCAUCUGUAUGUGUGAGUAACAGAAGAGAUGAUGAAUCAUUCAGUCAAAACAGCCCCCCACCCCGGGACGGAUGGUGCUGUAUUGAGUCCUGAUGCUUUACUGUUUAAUUUGUUUUCAUUUACGAAUAGGUACCCAUCUAACUUCAGUUCAGGAUCCUGAAGCUUAAUGUACAUGUUAAACGAAAGAAA